This is a messenger RNA of Homalodisca vitripennis (glassy-winged sharpshooter), 856 nucleotides long. RefSeq names its product protein FAM76A-like. The record is from RefSeq and is a predicted model, not a curated record. Lineage: Eukaryota; Metazoa; Arthropoda; Insecta; Hemiptera; Cicadellidae. Bases 158 to 853 code for a protein of 231 amino acids. The transcript is spliced from 6 exons.
CCUGAAUCUGAUCGUUAUUUUCAAAAUGGCGGUUUAAGUAAACCUAGUGGCUAGUCUUUGAGUCGUAAAUUGUAAUUUUGUGAGCAUUUGCGUUUUGUUUGGUUUUACUUUACUAUAUAAAGAACAGUUGUAAUUAACAAUCAUAAAUAUUUUAAUCAUGAGUAACUCAUCGGCUCUUUUUGCUUGCUCAAGGUGCUUCACAAGACAUCCUUUUGAAGAGCUGUCACCUGGACAACAACUUUGCAAGGAAUGUAGAGGUGCAUUUCCUGUAGUGAAGUGUACGUACUGUAGAUCUGAAUUUCAACAAACAAACAAAGUCAAUACAAGUACGAUCUGCAAGAAGUGUGAAGUUAAUGUGAAAGCCUAUGGCAAGCCGACUGCGUGCGAGUACUGUAACAUAAUAGCAGCAUUUAUUGGCAACAAGUGCCAGCGCUGCACCAACUCUGAGAGGAAGUAUGGUCCCCCCGUCACCUGUGAACAGUGUAAGCAGAAGUGUGCUUUUGAUCGCAAAGAUGAAGAUAAAAAGAAUACUCUGUGCAUGAAAGUGGGUUGCUUCACUUGUAACUUUUUUAAUGAAGAUUUUGCUGGUGAGAGUGACGACAACAAGGAUGAUGACGACUCUCUUGGCUCUGUUAUUGUCGAUGGCAAGUUGCUGUGCUGGCUUUGCACUCUGUCCUUCAAGAGAGCCUUGGCUAAAACAAAACAGUCUGAUGCAGAGAGACGAGCACAUAAUAAAAUGAUGGCUCAAAAGGCAGCGAAAAAAAAACAAGGAAGUCAAGUUAAGAGGUCACAACAAGCGGCCGAACCGAGUGGAUGUGACCAAGAUAGGAGUCACGACAGGAGGAGGGGCUGACAA